Molecule: messenger RNA, 963 nt
Organism: Penicillium macrosclerotiorum
Lineage: Eukaryota; Fungi; Ascomycota; Eurotiomycetes; Eurotiales; Aspergillaceae
Gene: bna5-1
Product: kynureninase
Exons: 3
Coding region: 1-963 (320 amino acids)
Biological process (GO): NAD+ biosynthetic process
Cellular component (GO): cytoplasm
Molecular function (GO): pyridoxal phosphate binding; kynureninase activity
Source: RefSeq, a predicted model, not a curated record
AUGGCUCCUGUUGUUGGUGGUCUACAGAGUGAAGUUGCUGUAAUGGGAACUCUCACUGCCAACCUUCAUCUGCUUAUGGCUAGCUUCUACUGUCCCACUCCAGAGAAGUAUAAGAUCAUCCUGGAGGGCAAGGCGUUCCCUAGUGAUCAUUAUGCCAUUGAGUCUCAGAUCCGUCACCAUAAUCUGGACCCCGAAAAGGCCAUGGUCUUGAUUGAGCCGGAGAAUCUAGAUCGACCCAUUCUCAGCACGGACCAAAUCCUGAAAGUGAUUGAUGAUCAUGCUUCAAGCACUGCUUUGAUUCUUCUAUCUGCAAUUCAAUUCUAUACCGGGCAAUACUUUGAUAUCCAAAAGAUCACGGCCCAUGCUCACUCAAGAGGCGUUUUGAUUGGUUGGGAUUGUGCUCAUGCCGCAGGGAAUGUCGAUCUGCAGUUACAUGACUGGGAUGUGGAUUUUGCAGCCUGGUGUAGUUACAAAUACCUCAACAGCGGUCCUGGCGCUAUUGCUGCAUUGUUCGUCCACGAGCGCCAUGGCAGUCCUGGUGCCGCUGGGUUCCAACUCUCGAACCCGUCCGUCUUGGACAUCAACGCCGUGGUUGCCUCUCUCGAAAUUUUCAACCGUGCGACAAUGAAGCAAAUUCGGCAGAAAUCGUUGAAUAUCACAGGUUACUUGGAACAUUUACUACUGAAAUACCCGCUGGAUGCCCCAACAGAGGACAAACCUUAUACGCUUAUUACCCCUUCCAAUCCAGCCGAGAGAGGCGCACAGUUGAGCCUCCGGCUCCAACCCGGUCUAUUGGAUCACGUCCUCCAUCAUCUGGAAGUGAAUGGCGUGGUGAUUGAUGAACGAAAGCCGGAUGUGAUUCGAGUGGCGCCCGCUCCAUUGUAUAACACUUACGCCGAUGUAUGGGAGUUCUGUCAGAUUUUCCUAGAAGCAUGCCGAGAAGCAGUCAAGGCGAGAGGUUAG